Molecule: messenger RNA, 1235 nt
Organism: Coregonus clupeaformis (lake whitefish)
Lineage: Eukaryota; Metazoa; Chordata; Actinopteri; Salmoniformes; Salmonidae
Product: dnaJ homolog subfamily C member 5-like
Exons: 5
Coding region: 153-761 (202 amino acids)
Biological process (GO): regulation of synaptic vesicle cycle
Cellular component (GO): intracellular membrane-bounded organelle; membrane; presynapse
Source: RefSeq, a predicted model, not a curated record
AUACUGCAGCUGUCCAUGGUUGUGUUUGGUGGGUGCGCGCGGUUCUCUGGGAUGCGACCAUAAUCACAUACCGUUAUUAUAUCUCUCUGGAUCAUUUCCCUAUACAGUGCAUCAAAACCGACUACAAGAGAUUGUGAAGGACGUGAGGCAUCAUGGCAGCUCAUGAACAGGCAAGACAGCGCUCACUCUCCACCUCUGGUGAAUCACUCUACAUUGUGCUUGGCAUUGACAAGCUAGCCACUCCCGACGAUAUCAAGAAAUCCUACAGAAAACUUGCGUUGAAAUUCCACCCUGAUAAGAACCCAGAUAACCCGGAAGCUUCUGACAAGUUUAAGGAGAUCAACAAUGCCCAUGCCAUUCUGAACGACCCCACCAAGCGGAACAUCUAUGACAAGUACGGCUCCCUGGGACUGUACGUGGCUGAGCAGUUUGGCGAGGAGAAUGUCAACACCUACUUUGUUCUGUCCAGCUGGUGGGCUAAGGCGUUGUUUGUGUUCUGUGGCCUGGCCACUGGCUGCUACUUCUGCUGUUGCCUGUGUUGUUGCUGUAACUGCUGUUGUGGAAAGUGUAAACCGCGGCCCCCAGAGGGCCAGGAGCCCGACUUCUAUGUGUCCCCUGAGGACCUGGAGGCCCAGAUGCAGUCUGACGAGAGAGAGGCUGGCGGUGAAGCCAUCUUGGUGCAGCCAUCAGCGACAGAGACCACCCAGCUGACGUCAGAUGGUCACCAUUCCACCUACCAGACCGACAUGGGCUUCAACUAAACCCCACCCCUGUCCUGGCCUGUGGCCCUGCCUGCUACCCUGCUCCACCUUAAAAGGAUGAGAGGGGCAAUCUGUUUAAACUUCACUAAGAGCGCCAUGUCCUGGAGAGGAGAUGGAGAAGCGAGCUUGGCCUACAUACCAAACUCUUGAAGAUACCCCCCCUCCCUUUCCACCCUAUCCAGAGUGGUCCACUCCCGCCUCUAUGUAGGAAGAAAGAGAAAGAAAAUGUUUGCUUCCCUGCUGUUUGUUCUUUUGUAUUCUUUGGCGUUUGACCUCACAAUCCUCCAACCCCACAGUGCCCUUUCCAUAUUCAGUGUCAUGGUGUAUUAUUUUGUUUUAUUUUGUUGAAUGUGACAUUUGUUGUUUUUGGAGAAUUCUGUUGGUGCGUAGGUAUGUGCAAUAUGUACACUACCAUUCAAAAGUUUGGGGUCACUUAGAAAUGUCCUUGUUUUUGAAAGAAAAGCCAUUUUUUUG